Molecule: messenger RNA, 876 nt
Organism: Adineta steineri
Lineage: Eukaryota; Metazoa; Rotifera; Eurotatoria; Adinetida; Adinetidae
Source: the annotation of a GenBank genome assembly
AUGGAUACAAACACAGUUCCAACACAGAAAGCAGAAAAUUUUGAACUUUUAAACAAAGGUGUUGAGUCAUUUGGUUCAUGGAUUAAUAAUCUUGAAGAACUUAAUAAAUCAUUUAUUAAUGCUAAACCAUUUCCAAAUGUUGAAAUUGAUGGUUUUUUUAAACCAGAAAUAGCGGAAUUACUUUAUAGUGUAUUUCCAAAAGUCACUGAUGAUCAUAAAUGGAUUGUUUAUAAUAAUCCAAUUGAAAAAAAACAUGCUUUAACAGAUUUUUCUUCUUUACCACAAUUUAAAGAUUUAUUUAAUCUAUUACAAACAAAAGAAUUUGUUGAUCUUGUUAAGAAGAUUAGUGGUAUUGAAAAUUUAGAAGCUGAUCCAAAUCUUCAUGGUGCUGGACUUCAUCAACAUAUACCAGGUGGUAAACUUGAUAUGCAUCUUGAUUAUAGUUUACAUCCAGUAACAGGUAAAGAACGUAGAGUUAAUUUAAUUAUUUAUUUUACAAAAGAUUGGCAAAAUGAUUAUGGUGGAGCUAUUGAAUUAUGGAAUGAAGAUUUUAGUAAUUGUGAAAAGAAAUUAAGUCCAUGUUUUAAUAAAGCAAUACUUUUUCGCACUUCGGAUGUUUCUUAUCAUGGUUUACCUUUACCAAUUAAAUGUCCAGAAGGUAAUUCACGUAAAUCAAUUGCUAUUUAUUAUGUAUCUGAUCCUCGACCUGAUCUUGAUAAUAUUCGUUAUAAAGCACAAUUUCGUCCAUUACCUACUCAACCUGUUAAUGAUAAACUUGAACAACUCUAUCGUAUUCGAGAAAAGCGUAUUAUUACAAAAGAUGAUUUACAAACUAUUUAUCCAAAUUGGGAAACAGAUGGUAAUGGAUUUUGGUAG